AUGAUCUGUCCAGCAAACGUCGCCUAUCAGGUGUUUGAGGGCGGCGCUGUGGCAUUUUUUCCCGUCCGUCGUUUACUUUAGUUUACAGCAUUCCUUUUACCAAACUCUUCCCCGGGAAACGCGGUGUUGUAAAAGCAAGGCUUUUCGGGUAUAAAUUUACUGGGAAAGUAGACGAAACUCUCCGGAGCGGGAGCGGCACAACAAUGUCUAAUCACUGUGAUCUUAUGUGGCUACUGUUUCUGGGAGGACUCGUCCUGCCAGAAAUGGAAGUGUCUGCAAUAGAAGUUCAUACUCCAAGUGAGGUGGUUGCGGUCAACGGGUCAGAUGUGAAGUUGAGCUGCACAUUCAAGUCCACUCAGCCGGUGUCGGAUCAGUCAGUCACUGUAGUUUGGAACUACAGACCUCCUAAUUCACAAGCUGAAAUCUCGGUUUUUUACCACCAAGGCACCCCAUAUCCUGAGGAGCAAGGGCUCUUCAAAGGCCGUGUUGUGUGGUCAGGCAAUGUCGUGAAGCGGGAUGCCUCCAUCACCUUGCAAAAGGUUUCUCCAACCUUUAAUGGCACCUACACUUGCCAAGUGAAGAAUCGACCCGAUGUGCUCGGCAAUCAUGGAGAGAUUGACCUUAAGGUCGUCAAUAAAGUCUCUGUAUCGGAGAUCGGAAUUCUGGCAGCCGCGGUUGGAGGCAGCUGCGCUGUGAUCCUGGUCAUCCUUGGCAUCAUUAUGGGAGUAAAGUUGUACAAGAGAAGGCAAAAAGAAAUGAUGGACAUAGAGGUGUACUCUGUUGGAAAAUCAGAUCUAUAUUAAGGACCAAUGAAUGGGAGCUCCUGUCUUUCUCUUCCUCACGGGAAAGAAGAUUAUCUGGAUGUCGGUGUGGGUCUGUUUCUAAGAAAUAGAUGUGUAGAAUGCCUUUUUAACACAUAAUUUGCUGUUAAUAAUUAAGGUUGGUUCAUUAAUAGAGAUAAGAGGAGGUAAACCUUGAGUCUGUUUUAACUGCAGAGUAUUUGCAUUUUUAUAGUUUUAGGAAAAAAAUGAAUUGAUUGCAGCGACAAAAGUUAGUUGAGUUUCAACUUUUUAAAUUAUAUAUUGAUAUGUGUGGAUUUAUGUGAAAGUGGGUGGGAAAUGUCAGUCUUAAUUCACAGCAGCAAUGCUGAAAGGGAAGGUUUUUUACCACAAUGCUUUGCUAUUAAACAUGUUUGCCUUUAAAAAAAAAUUAAAAAUCAUAAUACAUUUCAAUUAAAAAUCAUUUUUCAGCCUCUCAUACAUGGCGAUGCUGCUGUGAAUCGAAUGGAACAUCUUUAGUCUAAUAACUUGUCCAAUAUGAGGAAACUUUCUUUUUUUUCUCUGAACAAAUGAUACAAUAUCAACAGCUUGUGUCUUCUUUUGAUAAAGCCUGCAAUGAACCGAACCGUGCAGGGAGAUUACAUUUGAUUUUAGGUGUCUUAUGGUCUAUUUCUAUAGCUGUGUUGGCUGGUUUCAGCCUCUGAUUUGUAUAUGUUUUAAUAUUGCCUUUAUAUUCCAGACAGCAGGCACUUUCAAAGUUAAAAUGAUGGUUUACGGAGACUGUUAGAAUGACUGCUUUGAUGUCGAUGCAGAUGGUGAAGAUUUCAAAGUUGCACAGCUAAAAUAAUUGACUGCUGCCUUCGCUCUACAGUUUCUGUUGUGCUGAGUAAAUGACAUUAACCAGGCAAAUGCAGAAUAUUACCCUGCAAAUGCAAGGAAUUCCUCUUAUUCUCUUUCUUUUAUUACAGCUACACAGUUUUAAAUGUAGGUCAGCAAUUUCAGUUUGUUUACCGGUGGGUGGCACAAGCAGUCACCGUGUUAAAGUUUAACUCUUCUAAAUUUGGACAAUUUAUUGAUUUUGUUUUGGAACUGGACUUGUUUUUUUAUUAAUUCAACAACCUUGCAUAUUUUGUCUAAUCGGACUACAUUUCUUUGUAAAUGCUGGAUAUUUUUGGACCAGAGAGCUGUUGUCUAAGCCAUGAAUUUUUCAGGCUUCAUUAAAAUAUUUUUCAUAGAUCUUUUUCUCUCUCUAAAGAGCAGAUACAUUGUGAUUUAAAGUGUUAAUCAGACUGUGCCUUUGCUAUACAGUGCUAUAAGACUCUUGCAAAUUCUCAUAUUGCCCUGCAAAAACAUCCUCUGAGAGAAUUUAAGAUAAUUUAAAUUAAAGAAGAAACCAACUAAAAAGGCAUUAGGUGUGAUUUUGUCUUUAAAGGAUGCCUUUUUUCAGCUUUCAUGAAAGACUUAAUGAUGUUCAAAGACAACAAAUCCCAGUUUUUACUACUUUGCUAACUCUUGAAAUGAUUUUCAUUAAAAAGUAUUGUAUAUAGUUUAUUAAAAGGAGAACUUUAUUCUUGUUUUUUAAUUGCAUCACUGAAAUGCUUCCUGUAUUUUUUAGAAACUUUGGAAUAAAAAACUCUAUUUAAAUAAACUCUUGUUUCCUGCUUCUGAUAUGCCUCAGAGGCUGAGAGUA
Molecule: messenger RNA, 2469 nt
Organism: Oryzias latipes (Japanese medaka)
Lineage: Eukaryota; Metazoa; Chordata; Actinopteri; Beloniformes; Adrianichthyidae
Gene: mpzl2b
Product: myelin protein zero-like 2b
Biological process (GO): cell-cell adhesion
Cellular component (GO): plasma membrane
Source: RefSeq, a predicted model, not a curated record